Messenger RNA from Scleropages formosus (Asian bonytongue), 6570 nucleotides. Its product is annotated as thyroid adenoma-associated protein homolog. Gene Ontology annotation, cellular component: cytosol. Gene Ontology annotation, biological process: tRNA methylation. The coding region runs from base 72 to 5693 and encodes 1873 amino acids. Lineage: Eukaryota; Metazoa; Chordata; Actinopteri; Osteoglossiformes; Osteoglossidae. The transcript is spliced from 31 exons. The record is from RefSeq and is a predicted model, not a curated record.
GUUACUCGCGGCUCAAUGUUUAGUUUAGCUAGGUGGCCCGUUUUCCGUGUUAUCAACCAAAUCGCUUGUAAAUGUGCGAAAUGAUUCCAGAGCGGUACGGGUCGGUGGAGCUCCACGUAGAAGCAUGCCGCUCACUUUAUGCAAACGCAGCAGGCAAAGACAAAAUCAUGCAGGACACACUGAGAAGCGCUUUGUCGGAGCUGGUAAAGAAACUGCAGGAGUGCACGAGGGGCUCGCCGAAACGCAGCAGAGAGAGGCGCGCCGAGGAGGCGCUGCGGCUGCUGCGGAGUAUCUCCGCUGCGCAGCUGUGCUCUCUGGAUGACGCGGCUCUUCGCCCCCUCAUGCGGCUGCUGCUGUGCGUUCAGCUGGAGAGCGCGCACAGUUCUACUGUCUGCCGCACCCUGGGUCAGAUGAUGCGGCAGCUGGCGGAAGUCCGGCGCGUGCUGGUCCUCGAGGAGGUGCGGGGAUGCUUCGCCGCAGUCGUCUUGGACUCGGACCAGGCUUUACAGGUGAAGGACCUACAAACAGUAAGCAUGUUCCUUGAGGACAGCACUGUGGGCCAUGAGACUGUGAGGCAUUCUUGCCCUGCUGUGCUCUGCAGGGUGGAGGAGGUGUUCUGCAGAGUCAUGGGGCAGCAGGCCUUGAGAAACAGAGACUUGCGUUACAUGGCUGUGAAGGUGUGUCUGCAGAUGUUCCAGCUGUUGCCUGGAGAGGUAGCCCCUCUGGUUUGGGAAAAGGGUUCCUCGAUCUUGCCAGUGGAGAAUAUUUUGACGUACCUCAUGGACAUCGUCCUGGGAGAGAGCUCCGACAGGGAUACGCGUCUUUUGGCGGGAACAGCCGUCGUCAUGCUGAUCAACACAGCACCGGUGGUCAGGGAUGGAGUCGCAGCAGCAUGGAGUAUACUUCAUGUCACACAGGAAGAUAACUGGCACCUAUGUGUUGGUGAGCUGAGGGCAGAGUGCAGAUCCAGAGAGGGGGACGGUGUGGAGAGACUGGCCAUUUGCAGGGGUUUGCUGACCUGCUGUCGCAAGGAUCUCCUGGUCUGUUGCCUAGAUAACCAAGAGAAAACUGUACUCCUGGAGGGACUGUUUCCCAUCAUUUCAGCGCUGUGCAAGGAGAACCUGCAGUGCCACUACUUCGUCUUCCAAGCGUUGGCGUUGUGGCUGAAGUGUGUUAAGGAGUGCCUUAGGCAGCUGUGGGGUGCAAGGGGAACACCUCUACUGAAGGAGGACUCUAGCCUGUGUCAGCAACUCGUCCAAGUCAUCUGGAACAGUGCCGAGAGUCCGGUAGAGGGUGUCGCCGAGUUUGUGCACAGCUCUUUCCGUCUCCUCUUGGAGAUCUAUGAGCUGGAAUGGCAGCAUUUUCAGGAUGGAGAGAAGCGGCUCUACUUUUCCCUACUGAAUCGCAUUGCUGCUCUGCCCUGGGAGGCGAAAGUCAAGUACUUCCCACUGUGUGCACUUCUCCCGUAUGUUGGUACCAAUGUGGUGCUUGAGCAGUUUCCUGAGCUUCCCCAUCACCUUCUGAAGUGCCUGUCUGCUAACAAUUUGUCACCAUGUGCCUCAGAGACCUACAAGUCCCUGAUACAGCAGCAGAGGAUGGAACUUUGCAGGGACCCAUCCUGCAAAACAGCCCCUCCCUCAGAGCAGGAUUUAGCAGUGAAGUGGGCCCAGCGGUGGCAGCCUGUGCUCCUCAAAGCCCUUACCUCGAAAACAACCCUCUUGCAGAGCAAUGCCUCCAACCACCUCCUGCCGUGGACGCUGCGCACCUUUCCCGCUGCCUUCGGUUUGUUGCAGACCUUGCUCUCCAUACCUGCAGCGGGACACCUCCGUGCCUGGGCUUGCCUCAUGAAUGUACAGCGGGCAGUGAGUGGCUCCUGGCCCCUGGAGGACAGGUCAUCCUGGGAGACUCUCCGGCUGGCCCUCUGCUCCUUCGAUGACAGCGUUCGACUUGCUGCCCUGAACCUUAUCUGCUGCAGCCCUAAGACCAGGGAGCCCCCAGCGCCAGUGGAGUUCACCAUGCUCAGGCAGUUCCUGCCCUUCAACCUCAACAGCGAGUCCUCCCCCUUCCGGCAGCAGCUUCAGGCAGCAGUGAGGAAGUUCCUGGUGCGAGUGCGGGAUAGCUGCCUGGCCUGUCUCCAGGACAGGAGCAGAGUGGCCACAGAGCACACUGAUGGACGCAUGGAGGCGAAUCCUGUGCUCAUUCAAGGAGCUGAUUUUGUGGACUGGUUGGCACUGCUGUCCUUCAGCUCCCUGGCACCGGGCUACAGUUACCAGAGGAAAAAGACAGCCCUGCUGCUGCUUUAUGCUGUUCUGGAAACCUGCACAGACACCUGGAGCCCAAACAGGAAGAAAGGCCAGCCGCCAGCAAACAUAUCUGCUUUGAUCAACUGGGCAAGACGUAGUGGAUGCUGGGAUUUCUUCUCAAAGUCCAAACUUAUGGUCCUUAUUAGCUGCUUGGAAGAUGGAACAAAUGAGAUCAGGGACCUGGCUGCUGGAUUGCUCCUGCAGUUCUUCCCCGUGGAUUUCCCAGACGACCUCACGACUGCACUGCUGGAGCGUGCCUACAAGCUCCUGGGCAGCCCCCGUGUGCCGGAGGCUCAGGCUGGAGCUGUCCUCGCCAAGGUCCUCAUCCAGAAGACAUGGGACCAUGCCAACGGGGGUUGUGCAGUGGUUGGACGCCUACUUCAGGAACUGGAACUGCAGUACCUGACGGCACGGUCGGACCUAUUGCUGGCUGCCCGCACUUCGCCGAUACACGGUGUCCUGUGUGCGCUGCAGAGGUGCCUGUUGGAGAACGCACAGCAGGGGGUAGCAAUGAGCCACCGCGAGGUAGGAGCACUUCUUGGCCUACUGGAGAGGAUAGCGCUCCUGCUGCUGGGUGUCCUGUACGGUGACACGGCUGGCUGUUCCAAAAAGCAAGAAACCUCUCCAUCAUUCUGUGCAAUGGGAAAUGCCAUCCGCUCCCUCAUUGCUCAGGACGGGGACCGAGCUGUGGGGGAGCAGGAUGACUGCGUACUGCUGUUGGAGGAGCACAGCCUAGUCCUCACCUGCUGUUGGGUCUCCUUCAAGGAGAUUGGUAUGUUACUUGGUGGCCUGGUUGGGAAGAUCCUGGAAAUGCCGUCCCUGGUAGAGUGCCCCCUGACUGCCGACGAUUUAAAAAGGGCAGCCGGGAUAUUCAGGGACAUCCUGCUUAAGUGUCGCCACUGCGGAGCAGUGGAGGGCUGCUGUGGGGGUUUCGCAAGGUUCUGUGCUGCCUUGCUAUGUAGCCAAGAGCCCCAGUUUCGGGAGAUCCCAGCUCUCAUGCUGGAGCAGGCUCUGUCAGUUCUCCAGUCCCCAAGCACGGCCUCUAUCACCAGGCGGGCGGCAGGGCUGCCCAUGCUCGUCCUCGGUAUUGUAGCGGCUGAGGAGACCAACAAGACCAGGCCACUGCUGGCACUUUGCGUGCGGACCCUCAUGGACACAGCCAGUAGCCCCCUGCCUGAGGACUGGGACCAGACGCUGGACCUUCCGCAGGUAUGUGCAGUGCACACGCUUCAGGCGCUUGUUCGAGGCUCUGCCCUGGGCAUGGCCAUGCUCCAGUACGCUGCGGCUGUAACCAUCCUAUCCCUUAAGCUCCUGAGCUCCCCCUACUGGGCCAUGAGGAAUGCAGCACUGCAGCUCUACAGCUCCCUUUGUUCUCGGCUGUUGGGUCCAUGCCUGGGAGGCGAUGAUGGGUCCACGCAUCACAGGAUGUCACCAUGUGCCUUCUUUUCCCACUACCCCACCCUGCAGCCCUUCCUCCUGAAGGAGCUGCGGAGUGCUGCCAGUGAGCUGCAGGGUCACUUGGGGGACGCCCGCUUGCGCCUGCACCCCUCCUUGUUUCCGGUGCUGACCCUUCUGGCCAAACUGCAGUCAGGGGUCAGCGAGGAGACCCAGUUUCUUUCAUCAUUCCAAGAGUCUCUGCUCCAGCUUGCUGGCAGCCCAAUCUUCAACGUCAGAGUGAUGGCAUCCAAAGCCUUGGUUGCCAUGACACCACCAGCGGAGUACAUGGAGGUUAUUUUGCAGCUGGCUAGAGAACUGUGUGGCCCAGAAGACUCUUGCUGUCACAACCUCCUUCAUGGACAGUUAUUGCAGAUGAGAGCUCUCCUGGACAGAGCUCUAAACACCAUCAGUGAUGACCAGCAAGUCCUGCGCCAAGUGGUGGCACACAUAGAGACCAGGCAAUGGCUGGCGACUCCAGCACAGCUGUGCCCCUUGGUCCGAUCAGCAUACCUGGAGGUGGUGAUGCUGGCUACCCGCUUCUGCAGCCACAGCUUCCUGCACUCGCUGCAAACUGAGCUGCUCCUACAGCUGCAGAGCCACACUCAAGAGCCCCUGUUCUCACAGGUAGGUUCAGCUUGCUUCUGUGAAAAUGCUGUCCGCUUUGUGUGUGAAGAAGCAACGAAGCUCGACGAACCCCAAUGUGCCGUGAAGCUGUGGGAGAACUUGCCAAUAGAGGGCGCCAGUGUGCAGCUGUCCUUGGUUAGAUGGGCAGCAGAGGGUGACUGCUGGAGAGGUACCACCAUGCAGCAGGUGCUACAAAAAGCCCUCAAGGCCAGCCUGAAGGCAGCGCUUUUGGACGGGAGUGUGGAGUACAGAAAGAUGUACUUGGCAGCGCUGCUGGCUGUGAUGACCCCCAGCGAUGCUGAUCUCCACUUCCCCUAUGCUCCACCCCAACAGCCAUCCUCAGGGGAGCAUGCAGAGCUGCUGCUAGUGGUCCUGGAGAGUGGCAUGUGGGGCCCUGAGCUCCUCUCCCAGGCCCUGCAGGUGCUGAGCCUGCUGCUGCCCCUCAGAGCUGAGUCUCUGCUGAUUGAUCGCUGGUGCCGCUUACUGGAAAUACACAAGGUCCCUGAGGCCCCUACGGUCCUGAGACUAGCUUGUGCGCAGGCGCUGCGCUUGGCAGGGGUCCUCCUGUUGAGCCCACCUCCAAAGGGCCGCAACGCUGACUCAGCCCUGAGCGUCAGGCUCAUUGGCACUGGAAUCUACCUGCUGAAAGACGACAACCUGCAGGUGAGGACAGAGGUGGCCGGCUUCACCUCUGCACUGGCUCGUGCCAGGACAGGCAGCACAGGGGGACACUGUUUCCUGACGCAGGUGAACCGUUGCCUUCUGUUCCUUCUCGAUCUGCUGCUGGAGGAAUUCUGGGACAGUCCAUACACCCUGGAGAUCUUGCUGCAUCACCUGCCGGAGGCUGACCUGGAUCCCGUACUGAGGGAUGCACAGUGCACAGAGCCGUCCUGCCUAUACGAGAAGGAUGAGGCCAAUGUAUUCAGCGAACCUGCAGCGAUGUCCGAGUACAUGCUCCCCUUUCUGCUCAAGCUGGUGGAGAAGGUCCCGGAAUCGGCCCAACUCGGGGAUUUGGUGGCACGCUGGGCCAGAGAGAACACUGAGCCAAUACUUGAAAACAUUGCCAUCUGCAAAGCAUUCAACCCAGGUGACUCCCCUUCCUGGCUGAACCUGCUGAUGGAGCCCAGGUUCCACUGGGCCCUGUGUGGCCUGUUCGUGAGGGCUGUGUUCCUACUGCGUCUGCUUGAAAACAUGCCGGACCUGACGCUCCAGUGCAACCAGAUGGCUUUGCACGCAGACCUGCGGCUCAUGCAGAAGCUCCUUUCCGGCCACGGUGUCUUCUUGCCAAGUGCCAUCGCAGCAGCCAUUGAGUCAGAACUGCCUGCGUGAAAGCACCACUCCUCUUGGGGAGCUGCUUCUAAAUCCAGAUCGGUCUUUAAAUUUCCAUUAAUCUUAAGCUUACAGCACUCCCUUAAGCAGCAGUUUUAUCAGGUUGACUAUUUAUUUGCAUUUCUAUGACCCUGAGCAAGCAGCAACACACAAUCAUGCAGAGAGGGAACAGCUAAUCUGUUCUUUUUCUUUUUUUUUUUUUUUUUUUUUUUUGAGAAGACCAGGUCCUUUUUCUUCCCCAGUCUUCUUGAGAACCAUGUUUUGAUCUACAAAUGCUGUUUGUCUCAUGUAUAUUUGAGGGUUAUCGGUCAGUAAUUGCAACAUUUUAAACCAAUCCUUUAAACAUUCUGAAUGUAUUUCUACUGUAUUUAUUAGUUGACUUUUUUACGGAGCGAAAUUUGGAUUGUAAUAAAAUUCAACAGAAGAUAUUUAUCAGGUGAACUUCUUUAUUUGCACAGAUAAGGGCACAAUAGUUGUGCACAAUGAGGAUGGUUGUCUGAAUGGCCAAAUGCGUCAUGGACUUCUCCAUUUUCUGUCUGCUGUUUGAAGAGGAAAUGCAGAGGAGCUCAGACAAGAUAUUUGGUUGAACAGCGUGGCAGCAGCAUGCUUCUCAACCUUAAUUCAGCAUGGCCCAAGCCCCUGCAAUGCUGUGCGGGGUUCCCAGCAAAACAAAGCCCCCCUUUACAGCUGCCUGGCCCCAUCCGCCCCAGACUGGUUCGAACUGCCUCUCGCGGUGCUGCUUCCCUGCAGUGCCACUGCACACCGCAUGGGGCGCUCCUUCUGUCACAAGGGUGAAAUUCUUGGUUGGUGGUGCGCCAACUGUUCCUAAUUAGGUUCCACGCAGAACCUGGGACCCCAGCCAUGAUCUAAUGCCAUC